Molecule: messenger RNA, 173 nt
Organism: Amoebophrya sp. A120
Lineage: Eukaryota; Dinophyceae; Syndiniales; Amoebophryaceae
Source: the annotation of a GenBank genome assembly
CGCGCAGUUUUGCCGUAUGCCCGCUGGGUUUUCGCCCCCUGGCGGGAUUGGCGCGCUGGUUUUUGUGUCGCCGCCGCCGAGGCCGCAGACAGGCGGCGCACCCCCAGGGACGCAGCGAUGGCGUAUUUUUUGCUGCGAGACGUGCUGGCGCACUACUCACUUUGGCAGCCCGG